Messenger RNA from Panicum hallii, 2054 nucleotides. RefSeq lists its product as uncharacterized. The coding region runs from base 73 to 1956 and encodes 627 amino acids. NCBI's taxonomy places the organism in Eukaryota, Viridiplantae, Streptophyta, Magnoliopsida, Poales, Poaceae. The transcript is spliced from 2 exons. The record is from RefSeq and is a predicted model, not a curated record.
CAGGCAACGAUUACUCUUUUUCCUCUAUUUUAGUUAUCCUUGCAGUCUGAGAUAUACAAUACAAGUUUUAUCAUGCCUGUAAUGGAGAGUUUGAUCAAACUAUUCAAUGAGUUGGAAAUCCAGCUACUUGUGCUCCUCAGCUUCACACUACAACUGUUUCUCUUCUUUGCUGGCAACCUUCGCCGCAGUAGCAGCAACAGUCUCUUAAGACUCUCCCUUUGGGCAGCUUACUUGGGGGCCGACCUAGCAGCAGUUUAUGCACUCGGCUAUCUCUCACGGCAUGAGCAGACCCAACAGCUAGCCUUCUUUUGGGCGCCAUUUCUCCUCAUCCAUCUUGGAGGGCAGGACACUAUUACUGCUUUUGCUAUGGAGGACAACAAUUUGUGGUUGAGGCAUCUGUUGAAUCUGGUGACACAAGUUAACCUAGCUUUAUAUGUUUUCUGGAAGUCCAUUGGAAGACACAAUGUCGAACUUUUAAUUUCCGGCAUCUUUGCAUUUGUUGCUGGAAUUAUAAAGUAUGGAGAAAGAACAUGGUCUCUCAAAUGUGGCAGCCUUACAAACCUUGAAAGCUCAGAUGCAUAUCAUUACAGAAAAAGACUGCCGGAAGGAAUUGGGAGUGAUUGUGGCUUUGUUCGUGCUGCUCUGCAAUCUAUGCCAUCUGUCAUUGAUGUUUUAUCCGAGCGCAGCUUGCUUGAUGUACCAACCGAUUUAGUAGACACCAUAGAUGAUUGCGACCAAAUGAUUGGGAUGGUGAGACUUCAGCUUGGCAUGAUAUAUGAUGAUCUCUACACUAAGGCUCUUGAGCUCAGAACUCGCAAUGGAGUUAUACUCAGAUGCAUCUCCCAGGCCUCUGUUAUCAUUGCUUUUGCGCUAUUCUAUGCAAGUGACAAAGAGAGGUAUAAGAAAGCUGACAUUGCGAUCACCUAUUCAUUAUUUGUCGGAUGUUUUUUCCUGGAACUCUGUUCAAUGUUUAUUCCCAUGAUGUCACCAUGGACAUGGGCAUGGUUGAAGGUUCAAAAAUGUGAUGGACUUGCCAAAUUGUCGUGGUUUAUUUUUUGUUGUGACACUGGAUACCCAAAGAUCAAACAACGGUGGCCAAAUUUGAUUGGACAGUACAACCUGCAUAGCUGGCUGACUGACAGUGACCUGCAACCAAAGACAUACAGCAAACGAAUAAUGAUAUUGUUCAGAAAGUUGUUUGUGGAUUUCUUCGGUGUUGGAAAGAAGAAAAUAUUUUGGCUGAGCAAGAUAUUAGACAUUGAGUACGUGGAUGUGGAUAGCAUGAUUGUGGAGUUCGUCGGAAAAGAGGUUAGACUAUUACUGUAUGAAUUCCCAAUUGAUCAACCCCAAGAGUGGCGACAUAUUGGCCUCCUGCUUAAAAAUAUACAGAAAGGCUUUGUUAGAGAUUUUGGCCAAGGUAUUAUUGCCAUGCAUCACGCCACUGAGACAUUCUUGAGAAAAUAUGCUGCUUCUCAUUCAGACAUGGAGGCAAAUGCUACAAGGGCAGAGGUACCUUCUGGUCUGAUGGACGUAUGCCGGAAACUAUCAAAGUACAUGAUAUACCUUUUGGUUACCCAACCUUCCAUUCUGCCGCUCUCCAUCAGCGCAGCAGCUACCUUAGAUCAGUUUCAGGAACCUAAAGUACUUGGAGAGAUCACGGGGAUAGUCGAUGAGCUAUGUCAGUUGGAUCCAAGCAAGGAAACACUAGAGGAGUUAGCGCGCAUGUGGACGCGGCUCCUCCUUUACGCUGCUGGCAAGUCGAGGGCUGCGAUGCAUGCUGUGCAGCUGAGCAGAGGAGGAGAGCUCAUCACAUUCGCCUGGUUACUCAUGGCCCACUGUGCAAUGGGCGAUUCCCAUGUUAGAAGGAUCGAACUGACCAAUACUGAUACUACUUUAGCUAGAGAUGUACGGUUGAGGAAGACAUAUGCCUUCCUUGUUCCUCAAGACGAGGAUUAGCGGUAACUGAAAAUCGGUCCUUGUUUGUUUAUUUUUUAUUUGCCUACUAAACUGCUAGUAGCCAACUAACCAGCAGCUAGAGCAAUACAGAACAUUUU